Hypoxylon trugodes is the source of this 1124-nucleotide messenger RNA. RefSeq lists its product as uncharacterized. NCBI's taxonomy places the organism in Eukaryota, Fungi, Ascomycota, Sordariomycetes, Xylariales, Hypoxylaceae. The record is from RefSeq and is a predicted model, not a curated record. The coding region runs from base 341 to 895 and encodes 184 amino acids. The transcript has 2 exons.
AUCAUCAGGACCAGGUACCAAGAAAUAACGCAUUUUUCUUCAUCGGAUCGCGAUCCGUACGGCGCAGACGAGUUAGAACCAACAUAAUAAGUUAACCCGACCCCUGGCGAACACGCGACUCCUGCAAGUCAAUGAUAUGUCUCCGAAGAGCUGAAAGUCGUUGGCUUUGUCCUUCUCCAACUCGUUCUAGAAAAGGCUGCGAUUUACUAUUCGGAGCUUCCAGUUCGGUCGGUCGCAUCCAUGUGCAUUACUGAUGCUCAUUUCGAAGAUGCCGACACUUUUUCGCGUAUACGAACGAGGCUCACUGAACAGCCUUGGGAAUCGGGCGAGUGAGUGAAUUAUGACACUGCGCUAUCGUGGAUGGAUUGAAGCGGCGUGGAUGCAUCCUGCCUUUUUCAGUAAAUGUUAUUCCUCUUUCCAUUGUAUCAUAUCCGAAAAGCUUCUUACCAUGGCACCUCUCGCGACAAACCGAGUAUUGGACGAAACUAGCUCUAUAGGGUCGUCUACAGAAGCAAUACUCACCUCGUUAUUGCAAUCCACUCCUUACGAUAUAUCCCAUACCUUCGAAGUAGCGAGACCAGAAUCGUCCGCCUCUAACGAACCCCGCUCCGACUCCGAUUCCCAUCGCAACGGUGACGGGGGCGCGAUUGUGGGCAUUGUGUUGGGUGUUUUGGUUGGCCUCUUCGCAAUAUGGCGAUUAAUCUUCCUCUACCGUCGCUUCGGAGGAUUUAAUCCCUUUCGACGAGCCGUCCAGCAGAAUGAGCCGUCAACAGAGACACCGCAGAAUCGAGAUUCAAGGUCGAGGAUGGCCAGAUGGUUUGGGCGUAGACAUGAUGGUCCGGACGAGCAUGAGGUACGGGAUUUGGGGCACUCGGAUCGCAAUGCGGCAUUGUGACCCGUUCAACUCUUGGUUCAAAUCUAAAGAGAGAAGCAAUGGGAUUUUCUCAUGAUUUAAAUCAAGUAAUUGGUGUAUUAGCUUCACAAUAUUCGAAACUGAUUAACGGUCAUUAUUUCAAGAGUUGGUUGUAUUUGAUUAGGGUAGGAAUAUUUCAUCUUAGCGAUGGCUCCAGCUGAAAAAGCAAUGAUUUGGUGGCGUUUUUGCGUGCUAGGUACUCUUCCGAUAA